Messenger RNA from Paracoccidioides brasiliensis Pb18, 1812 nucleotides. RefSeq names its product replication factor A subunit protein RFA1. Gene Ontology annotation, cellular component: DNA replication factor A complex; nucleus. Gene Ontology annotation, biological process: telomere maintenance via telomerase; double-strand break repair via homologous recombination; nucleotide-excision repair. Gene Ontology annotation, molecular function: single-stranded telomeric DNA binding; damaged DNA binding. The record is from RefSeq and is a predicted model, not a curated record. The coding region runs from base 1 to 1812 and encodes 603 amino acids. The transcript is spliced from 6 exons.
AUGGCAGACCCUGCUUCUGAGAUCACGAUGGGGGCGCUCAGUGCAAUUUUCGACGACUCAAAGCCCAAGGUAGCGGAACCUGUAGUUCAAUGUGUUCAAGUUAAACCAUUGCCUCCUCAGCCAAACAGCCCGGAAAGAUUCAGGGCGGUUUUCAGUGACAUCUCAAACUAUGUGCAAACGAUGCUUGCAACCCAGGCCAACCAUUAUGUCACAAGCGGACAAUUAGUUCGCGGUUGCUUCGUUCGCUUGAAGUCAUUUCAAGCUAAUUUGGUUAAGGGGAAAAGAAUCUUGAUUGUUCUUGACCUCGAAGUCUUGGACAGAUUGGGUGUGUGUGAGAAAAAGAUUGGUGAACCUCAGCCACUUGACAUGAAGCAAGAGGAGCAGGAUAAAUCUCUUCCAACAACGAUUUCCACCAACGGUUUCUAUGGCUCCCGUGCGCCGCAGCAAGCACCACAACAGUCAGCACAGCGAUCCUCAGCGAGCACCACCGCCUAUGCCAAUAUAUAUCCCAUUGAAGCACUGUCUCCCUAUUCACAUAAAUGGACUAUAAAAGCCCGCUGUACGAACAAAUCAGAAAUCAAAACCUGGCACAAUAAAAAUGGAGAGGGUAGACUUUUUAGCGUCAAUCUAUUAGAUGAUAGCGGAGAAAUUCGUGCUACGGCUUUCAAGGACCAAUGUGACGCACUCUAUGGAGUUUUUGAGGAAGGCUCCGUAUAUUACAUAUCCAGCCCAUGUCGUGUGCAAAUAGCCAAGAAAGCGUUUACCAACCUCAAUAACGAAUAUGAACUCACUUUUGAAAAGGAUACGGUCGUUGAAAAGGCUGAAGAACAAAAUGAUGUUCCCCAAAUUCGAUUCAAUUUCACCAAUAUUGCCAAUUUACAGACGAUUGAACCAGGCACCACUAUCGAUGUAAUUGGCGUGCUGAAAGAUGUUGGAGAAGCCUCUCAGAUCCUUUCCAAGACAACUAGCAAGCCUUAUGACAAGCGUGACCUUACCCUAGUUGAUAACACGGGUUAUUCAGUUCGCCUUACCGUGUGGGGCAACGCUGCAAAGGAUUUUGACUCCAUGCCUGAAUCUGUGGUCGCAUUCAAGGGUGUGAAAGUUUCCGAUUUUGGUGGGAGAUCUCUUAGUUUGCUGAGUUCCGGCUCCAUGACAGUUGAUCCCGACAUUGAAGACGCUCAUAAGUUAAAGGGCUGGUAUGAGGCCCAAGGAAGGUCGGAAACCUUUGCAUCCCAUGAGUCAAUAAGCGGCGCGGUCGGCGCCGGUGACCGACGGGCAAACUCAUUCAAAACCAUUGCGCAAGUUCAAGAAGAGAACUUGGGAAUGUCAGAAAAGCCAGAUUAUUUCUCUUUGAAAGCCACCGUGGUUUAUGUCAAGCAAGACACCAUGGCUUACCCUGCUUGCCUCACUGACAAAUGCAACAAGAAAGUCCUCCAGGAUGAAACUGGCCGGUGGCGCUGUGAGCGAUGCGACCAAUCGUUCCCUCGGCCAGAAUAUCGUUAUAUCUUAUCCGUGAAUGUCUGCGAUCAUACAGGUGCCCUGUGGCUUAGUUGUUUCGACGAAGUUGGCAAAGCACUACUAGGAAUAUCUGCAAAUGAAAUCAUGGAGCUUAAGGACAAUGAUGAGAGGGCUCAUGAGGAACUUGUCCAGAAAGCCAACUGUCGCGCUUGGAAUUUUAAUUGCAGGGCCAAAAUGGAUAGCUUUCAGGAGCAGCAGCGUGUCCGGUACCAAGUAUCGUCUGUUAGUCCGAUUGAUUAUACCACGGAAUCUGUUCGCCUCGCAGAAUUGAUAAAAUCAUACCAGAUUGGCUAA